Messenger RNA from Prunus armeniaca (apricot), 933 nucleotides. The record is from the annotation of a GenBank genome assembly. Lineage: Eukaryota; Viridiplantae; Streptophyta; Magnoliopsida; Rosales; Rosaceae.
AUGGAUAAGUCAUGGAUGCAUGCGGAUAGAAGAUCAAAGGCAUAUGAGUUAGGUGUGGAAGGAUUUUUGAAUUUUGCUGUAGAAAAUCUUUUAAGUACAACUCAUAUUCGUUGUCCAUGUGUUAAAUGUGAAAAUAUUCAAUUGUUUGGAGUUGGAAUUAUAAGGGACCACUUAUACUUUAAUGGAAUUGACAAAAGCUAUAAGGUUUGGACAUGGCAUGGAGAACCUUGGGAAUGGACUACUAAUACUAGUAGAAAUGUGGAAGAAGACGAGCAAUGUGGGUUCAGUUUUGUUUCUGAAGAAGUAUGGAUGGAUGAUAAUGAUUUAGGUGAUAUUGGAUUUGAUCCUUAUGAGUUUGCCAAUGUGAUUGGGGAUGGAGAUCAACCUUUAUACGCUGGUAGCAAAUUAUUGAUACUUCAAGGAUAUUCGCUUCCAAAAGGGAAUACACUACCUUCCUCUAUGUACGAGGCCAAAAAGACAUUGUCUGCUUUAAGGAUGAGUUAUGAGAAAAUCCACGUAUGUCCCAAUGACUGCAUCUUGUAUAGGAAGGAUAAUGAAGAUUCAACUAAUUGUCCUACUUGUGGUGUCUCAAGGUGGAAGGAAGGUAAAGAUUCAAUCUUGAAAGAGGGUGUGCCAGCGAAUGUGGUGUGGUAUUUUCCUCAAAUUCCAAAGUUUAAAAGGAUGUUUCAAUCACAUAAGACAGCUAAGAGUUUGACUUGGCAUGCUGCUAAAAAAUCAAUUGAUGGUCAAAUGUCUCAUCCAGCAGAUUCCCCGUCUUGGAAACUUUUUGAUGAUAAAUGGCCCGAGUUUGGUAAAGAGCCGAGAAACUUGAGAUUAGCUCUCUCAUCUGAUGGAUUCAAUCCCCACAGUUCUUUAAGUAGCAGAUAUAGUUGUUGGCCAGUUAUCUUAGUUACAUAUAAUCUCCCACCAUAG